CCGAUUUCAAGCGUCCGGGGGUUCCCAUAAGUGCCUGGCUAUUCCAGCAGUCUGUGGCUCAGUUCUUCUAAUUUGGCAACUGAUAACUCAAUUCAACAAGUUUUAAUUCUCACGUAAAUACAGUCAUGGCAGCCUCAUUGCAGAACAGCAAGUUGGCCUUCAUUGGAGGGGGGAAUAUGGCCGCUGCCAUCAUCGGGGGACUAGCCAACCAGGGUAUCAACAAGCAGAACAUCAUUGUAUCUGAGCCUUGGGAUGUCAACAGAGAGAAGAUUGCGGCCACUGGCGUGCGAACCACAACAUCUAACGUCGAGGCCGGCCAGGAUGCCGACCUCAUCAUCAUUGCCGUAAAGCCUCAAAUUGCCAAGACGGUAUGCGAGGAGCUUGGAGGAUCUUGGUCCCACCGGGCCACUCUACCAAUCGUUGUCAGUAUUGCUGCUGGCAUCACCCUUGAUAGCCUGAGAGAGUGGCUGAAGACCAGUGAGGGCAAGACUGCGCCGGUUGUUCGUGUGAUGCCAAACACGCCUGCUCUGGUUGGAGAGGGUGCAUCUGGUCUCUAUGCAAGCGAGGAUGUCAAGGAGAACGAGAAGCAGCUUGUUGAUGCACUUCUUGGCAGUGUAAGCAAGGCCACUGAGUGGGUGGAAAAGGAAGAACUACUUGAUGUUGUAACCGGAUUGUCUGGUUCUGGCCCUGCAUACUUUUUCGCCAUGGUUGAACAUCUUAUUGCUAGUGCAACGGCUUUGGGCCUUCCGAAAGAGCAGGCUACUCGACUAGCCAAGCAGACAUGCUUGGGAGCUGGUCAAAUGCUUGUUACAUCUUCAGAGGAGCCAGCCCAGCUGCGCAAGAAUGUCACGAGCCCCAAUGGAACCACUUAUGCUGCUUUACAGACUUUUGAAUCAUUGGGCUUUGAUGAGGUUGUUAACAAGGCUGUCAUGGCCGCCACAGCUCGAUCUGCCGAGUUGGGAAAGUCAUAAAUGGAGAACAUAGAGAUAAUAAAAGCUACUUUUGAUUUAAUUUCUCAGGGGUAUUGAGUACAUGCUCUUAAGAGCCAAACAAGGCAUAAGUCAACCUGACUUUAAGCAUUAAAGUUUGCUUAAGAGAAGAACCGGAAAAUAAAUAAAUAAAUAAACAUCACUGAGCU
This is a messenger RNA of Trichoderma asperellum CBS 433.97, 1138 nucleotides long. RefSeq lists its product as uncharacterized. Gene Ontology annotation, molecular function: pyrroline-5-carboxylate reductase activity. Lineage: Eukaryota; Fungi; Ascomycota; Sordariomycetes; Hypocreales; Hypocreaceae. Gene Ontology annotation, biological process: L-proline biosynthetic process. The record is from RefSeq and is a predicted model, not a curated record.